This is a messenger RNA of Nicotiana tabacum (common tobacco), 590 nucleotides long. The record is from RefSeq and is a predicted model, not a curated record. NCBI's taxonomy places the organism in Eukaryota, Viridiplantae, Streptophyta, Magnoliopsida, Solanales, Solanaceae.
CCUCUCAGGGCAGCCAAACAUUCGACUGGGCGAGCAGACUAGGCAUUGCGGCCAGUGUAGCAGAGGCCUUAGCUUACAUGCAUGAAGGCCUUCAGAAUGAUGAUAUUCCUCAUGGAAACUUGAAAUCCACCAAUAUUUUGCUGAACGAAGACAUGGAAGCCUGUAUCAGCGAGUAUGGUCUAAUGGUCAACAAUCAAGACCAGUCAUUUGUUGUUCAAAGCGAUCAUAGCAUCAGAGAAGAUGAUUCGGUUGCAAUUAGUGCACGUAACGCUUUCAAGAUGGAUGUUUAUAGUUUUGGAGUGAUUCUUCUUGAAUUGCUCACAGGAAAGCCUGUUCAGGCUAGUGGAAAUGAUUUGGCUAGGUGGGUAAAUUCAGUGGUUAGAGAGGAAUGGACUGGGGAAGUUUUCGACAAGUCCCUUAUUAGAGAUGGUGCAAAUGAAGAAAGAAUGAUCAAUCUGUUGCAAGUUGCUCUCAAAUGCAUAAAUCCAUCACCAGAUGCAAGGCCAAACAUGAAGGAAGUUGCUUUAAUCAUCAAUUCUAUUAAGGAAGAUGACGAGAAAUCCUUGUCCAUAUUCAGCAGUGAGGUCUGA